Messenger RNA from Dendronephthya gigantea, 1159 nucleotides. RefSeq lists its product as uncharacterized. Gene Ontology annotation, biological process: lipid biosynthetic process. Gene Ontology annotation, molecular function: methyltransferase activity. NCBI's taxonomy places the organism in Eukaryota, Metazoa, Cnidaria, Anthozoa, Malacalcyonacea, Nephtheidae. Bases 30 to 881 code for a protein of 283 amino acids. The record is from RefSeq and is a predicted model, not a curated record. The transcript has a single exon.
UUUCAUACUACUAGUCGCUUUCCUGCAUUAUGUCUGAAAACCAAUCCUCACAAUCAGCUGACAACGACGAUAUAUACAUUAAAGGUAAAAAAUACAGUCCACCGUUCGCAAAUGAGCCUGACGACUACAAAAACCUUCGAAAAAGACAGGAAUUGAAGCGCGAAGAGUUGCUGGCAAGCCCUAAAAGAUUUCAACGCAUUAGCGAGCGUGAAGACCGCUCAGAUACUCCACCAGCAUACAACAAAUGUGAAUCUGCUGGAAGGCACCUUGCAAGAUAUCGUGGCUUUGAUAUUUGUAAAUGCCCUGUGGAUUUUGUGCUCUACCAACAACUGUUUGGUUUGGUCAAACCUAAAACGGUGAUUGAGUUGGGUACAUUGUCCGGAGGCAAUGCUAUUUGGAUAGCCGAUACUCUGAAGUUAUUUGAUAUUAGUGCUCAUGUAUACAGCAUGGAUCUUGACAUCAGUAAUCGCAGCGAGAUCGUGAACAAGUUAAAGCCGGAGAAUGUCACCUUUCUUCAAGGGGAUGCGUAUGAAAUCGAGAAAACAUUUACGGACGAGUUUUUGAAAAGCCUUCCACACCCCUGGGUCUUCAUCGAAGACGCCCACGUCAAUAUUCCUAUCGUGUUUCAAUAUCUCCAUCAAUAUUUCAAGGUCGGCGAUUACCUGAUUUGCGAAGAUACCAGCCCUGAUAUCCCGAAAGAAUUGGGAAUGUUUAUGGGCAACAACGAAGAUUUUGUGAAGAUGGGGAGAAAACAGUUGGGCUGUUUUAAAGAUUUUCUGAAAGAGUAUGAAGAUUUUUACGCAGUUGACAGUUUUAUAACUGAUCUGUUUGGUUAUAAUUGCAGUUGGCAUUGGCAUGGCUUUGUAAGAAGAAUGAACUAGGACAUGAUAAGAUACAUGCGAAUUUGAAAACCCUGGUCCUUGCAACACAGAGUUCAUUUUACUAGCCACUACAUAUUAAAAUGAACAAUGUUUUGCAAGUAAUUCAGUAAUCUUUUGGUGUAAUAGCGAUUUAAUAAUAAUAAUCUUAGAUUUAAUGAAAAUUAAAUCUGGAUACUUCAUUUCCCGGUUUUUCUUGAUUGAAAGAAGACUUUCAAUCCAUUCCUCCCAUCCAAAACUUUAUCUUGUACAUGCAUUUCUAAUUUUUAAUUCUAGUUAUA